Messenger RNA from Bradysia coprophila, 4340 nucleotides. RefSeq names its product Serine-arginine repetitive matrix 1 (gene Srrm1). NCBI's taxonomy places the organism in Eukaryota, Metazoa, Arthropoda, Insecta, Diptera, Sciaridae. Gene Ontology annotation, biological process: regulation of mRNA splicing, via spliceosome. The record is from RefSeq and is a predicted model, not a curated record. Gene Ontology annotation, cellular component: spliceosomal complex. Gene Ontology annotation, molecular function: RNA binding.
ACGUAAACAUUGUGACAUACAGUAAGACGCUCAGCUCCACCAUUACAUUUUUUCACCGACGGAAAAUUGAUCACGAAUUUCUGAGCUCCAGAUAUCGCGAUAGGAACGCAAAGAGAAUGUAAUAAACGAUGCGAAAAAUUUCGUGAAUCGUUUUGUACGGUGAUUUUGACGCAUUCACUAUCGUAACUGUUCAAUCAAUUUUGUAACGAAAAUAAAAUCGGGCGCGCCAACAAAAAAAACUUCCCUUGGCACUUUUGCCACUGGUUCACAUUAUUUCUGUAUACCGGAGUGCGACAUUUUCUUUUUUUUUCGAUAGUUUUUGUCGUGGCUUAAAAAUUUUUUCGGCAUUUCUGUCACUUUAUUGGAAGAUUUUACCAACGGAUAUCAUUGAACAAAUUGCCUAACAUUACGAUCCGAAUCGUAUAGGUCGCAAUCAAUAAAAUUAACCGGAGACCCAACAAGAUUCAGUGGAAAAGAUGAUGUUUACGGGAACGAAUCAACAGCAGGACACUCGGUUCAGUGACAAAGAAAAGAAAUUGCUAAAGCAAAUGAAAUUCGGCGAUUGCCUGAACAAACGGGUUGAUAUGUCCAAGGUGAAAUUAGACGUACUACGGCCAUGGAUCAGUAAGAAAAUCACGGACAUUCUGCACAUUGAAGACGAUGUUGUGGUUGAAUUUGUUUACAAUCAAUUGGAAGAGGAAAAGUAUCCCUGUCCGAAGAAAAUGCAGAUCAACAUGACCGGCUUCCUGAACGGUAAAAAUGCGCGCCAAUUCAUGGACGAACUGUGGGCACUGUUGCUGUCCGCUCAAGAAUCAGACAUGGGCAUCCCAUCCGAAUUCAUUCAGCAAAAGAAGGACGAAAUACUGAAACGAGAAGAGGACAAUAAAUUGCUGGAACAGAUGAAACUGGACAAGGAGAACAACGACAUAGACAAGUCCCGAGACCGUGGCAGAAUAUCGACAUCGAAGGAACGGCCAGCGUCUCGAUCCAAAUCCAAAUCAGUGUCACCGGCCGGUGUGCACAACAUUAGCAAAUCGCCGGAAAAACAGGACAAAGAAAUCCCCAGAAACUCAACCGACAAGUCGAAGGUACAAAGAAAGUCUGUCGAUCGUACCGAUCGAUCAAAGGACCGCGUUAAAGGCUCGACGGGCCGAUCACCACGACCAAAAUCUCGUGGACGUUCGGUCGAAAAAUCGAAGGAACAACGGUCGUCAAAAGCACCGUCAAAGGAUAGGAAAGACGUUAAAUCCAAAGAUCGUAAGAAAUCGCCGGACCGUUCCAAAGAGCGUAACGACAAGCCAAGAGACCGGAAGCGAUCGCGUUCCAGACGAAAAUCCAGAGACCGAGAUCGUUCGCCCAAAGACCGGGGAGGAAGGUCUCGCGAUCUUCCGUCUAGAUCAAGGCAACGGUCACUGGACAAGAGUCGAGACACAGAUCGAAGACGUAGCAGCCGGUCUCCGCGACCACGUCGUCGAACGAGGAGUCGCUCCGUUACACCGAAAUCGGAAUCUCGAUAUCGUCGAUCGUCACCUGAUCGCAAGGAUGGUAAGCGCAUAAAAUCGCGAUCGCCAUUGCGCCAACGUAAGCGUUCUCCUUCCGAACAAAAUGGGACGAAAUCGUCGUCGGGUGACAUUACUAAGAUCCAGGCCAAAUUAUUGACCAUGGCCGACAGUAAUGCAGCCAAGUCGACGCGAUCGGUUUCACCAGUUCCGGCGGAUAAGCCUAGCUUAACCAAACGUGAUAAAAGUACUAGUCGGUCAAUAUCUAAGAGUCCAGUCAAAAAGACUCGAAAGCCAUCCCGUUCAACCAGUCGGUCAAGAUCACUUUCAUCGGUCGAUAGGCGUCGAAGUAGUGGCAGACGUAGAUCUUCGAAAGGAAGACGUCGCAAGUCAUCUUCUUCCAGUAGUUCGCGGGCUGAUAGUCGUUCACCGUCUCCCAGACGUGAGAAACUCGAUGACUUCGAGAUCCACAAGACGGAAAACAGCAUCCAGAAGAAGCGUCAGUAUCGGACCAAUAAAGAUUCAUCCCAAAGUGAAUCUCCCGAUCGACAGCCGGCUGCCAAAUCGUCACGUGACAGUGGAUCGAAUCGACGAGGCAACCAGAAUCGGCGCUCGAAUUCACGAUCUCGUGUUCGAGGGAACCGUUCACGGUCACGUCAUCGAUCUCGGUCGCCUAGACAGAGGUCAAGAAGCCCACGACGUGACAACUGGGAAAGGUAUCCAAAACGAGGCUGGUCACCGAAUCGCCGUAAUAGCGGCAGAGGUGGUAACACUGGCUUCAAUCGUGGAGACAACUACCGUCGCAGUCCAUACCGACAGCAGUCGCAGCGAUUCUCACCAGUACGGAAUCGUCGCAGUCUCAGCCGAGAUCGCAACAGUUUCCGUGCGGACAAUCGAAACAAUCGUGACUUUGAUCGCAGUGGUCGGGAAGAUCGCCGGUCACGGGACCGUGAUGUGCGAGACGAGCGUAGAACACGCGAUCGUGAGUUGGAUCGACGAGAUGAUCGCAGAGACGAUCGUCGAUCUAGAGACCGUGCCGUACAGAUGGGUCGACCCGAAAGAUAUUCCGAAGAGCGUCGAGAUCGUGAUGUUAGUCCAGCUCAGCCGGUGGUGCCAGUUGAGCGUUCGGAUGUUCGUGGAAACUUUGAGAAAGAUGAGAGAGACAGGCGACGUGGCGAGAAAGAUCGAGAUGUGCGUAAUCGUAAACAUUCCGUCAGUCCGACGGUAGUUAAACCGAGCAAGCCGGUGGAUGUGAUUGAACUGGAUGCGAAGAAGAGUGUGGAGAAACCAAAAAAAUCGGAAAAAGUCGAAAAGAAGGUGAAGGAAACGAAGAGUCGGGACAAGGCGGACGAAAGCAAUUCAAAGUCGGCGGCUCCAAAGAAAUCGUCGGCGAAGGUCGAGAAGAAGAAGUACCGAUCGGAUCAAUACUCUACGAGUUUGUCGAGAACACCGUCUCCAUUUUUGAAAGCCCACGAACGUGUUCAGCUAGAGGUCUCACAAGUUGCUUCCGUUCAAGUUACGAACAACAAAAGCGAUGGCAAAUCCGCAACGGUGAAUAAAUCUGGCGACGAUAGUACAGCAGCAUCAAUCAAAAAGGCAACAAAGACCGUGUCAACGUCCAAGCAACGAAAGAAGAGUUAUUCAUCCAGUGACAGCAGUUCCAGUUCAUCGGACGAUGACGAUGAUGAUAGUGAUCGACGUAGCAAGCAACGACGACACACCAAAGAUCGUUCGAAGAAAGACUCUUCCAGUGAUUCGAGUGACGACGACGACGAGCCGGUGGAAAAACCAUCGAAAUCAAAGUUCAAUGACCGAACGAAAGUGGAGAACAACAGGAAGCAACAGCCGGCCACCAAGUCUGAUGAACCGAACGAUAGCCGUAAAAGAUCAGCCCCAUCAGCAUCAAACACUGCCCCUGCAAUUCCACCACCGAAACGAUCCAAGCCCAACGAUGUUGUGCCAUCCAAAGAGAAGCAACGCGAAAAGGAAAAGGACCGAAAGCGGGACAAAGGUCGAUCCAAAUCGGCCAGUUCGUCGGACGACGACCGGGAGCAAUUGGCGCGCAAACCACCCACCAAAGCGAAAGCGAAAAAGAAUGCCGACACCUCGUCGUCGGAUUCGGAUGUGACGACAAAGUCGAAGAAAAAGGCGAAGAAGGAGAAAAAAUCGAAAAAGGAUUCCGACGACAGUUCCAGCGAGUCGGACGAUGGGAAAAAGAAGAAACACAAAAAGCACAAGAAACACAACAAGAAGCAUAAGAAGCAUAGGAAACACAAGGACAAGAAGCGCAGUCGCCGGUCGGUGGACAGUUCGAGCAGUGAUGAUGAAGAGAUUACCGUGGUGAACGAUGACUUGGAGAGACAGUUGCGCGAGCGUGCUUUGAAGAGUAUGAAAAAGCGAAACAGCUGUUCCGACUAAAAUGUGAACGAACGGGGAAAUUUAACGGAAAAUCGAACCGGAAGCAGUUUUUCCAAACCGGGAUGUGUGUGUGUGUGUCGCAUGUGGUAUGUUAGGUGUCCCUGUUGAACCCAUUUAAAAUUUAAAACAAAAAAAAACUUUUUUCUUCGUUCCACAUACGUUUUGUUUCGAUUUGAUUUUUGGGGGGAUUGAACUUUUCUUCUUCUUUCUUCGUUUUUCUACAUUAAAUUAAGUAAACCAACAACACACAAAACGGUACGCAUUUUUAUUGUUCCGCAAUUAUAAUGUCGAUGGGUCUGUGAUUUGGAUGGACGUGUCGACAGCAAAGGAAAAUGAAAAAAAAAUGUUUUUUUUUUGAUUGAAAAGCCAAUAAGUGAUUUUGACAGAAAUAAAACAAAAAACUUUGAAAAUUUAAACUGAUUG